Dalotia coriaria is the source of this 1389-nucleotide messenger RNA. RefSeq names its product clavesin-1-like. The coding region runs from base 288 to 1172 and encodes 294 amino acids. NCBI's taxonomy places the organism in Eukaryota, Metazoa, Arthropoda, Insecta, Coleoptera, Staphylinidae. The record is from RefSeq and is a predicted model, not a curated record. Gene Ontology annotation, molecular function: phosphatidylinositol bisphosphate binding. The transcript is spliced from 6 exons. Gene Ontology annotation, cellular component: membrane.
UUAUUACACUCGAAACUAACUAAUGUAUGAGCUCGUACUCCAUGCAGUUCAAUCGAGUGUAGUACUCGUACCGUACAGUACAAACGUUCAGUGAUUGCCUCGUCUGAAACAUUCAAAUACUCGUCAACAGAGUUCGAUCGGUCGUUGCCUGCCAGCCCAAUUCGUUCAUUGUAACUCCACCGACUAGUUACCAAUCUGCACCUCCACCGCUCUAUAGUAAUAACAUUUAAUAUAACACACUGAUACACACACGUGUGCUACCAAUAAUAUCAUUGGAUUUUAUAGAAAUGUGUGAAGUACUAGCUGAAUUGGACUUGGGCGAUCCGCCAAAGGAGCUUUUAGAAUGGGCAAAGAAAAACAUCAAUGAAAAUCCGGAUACGAGAUGUAAAGAUUUGGAGGAGUUUAGGGAUAUGAUUUUUAGUCGAGGAGAAUGUACACCACAUCGAACUGACGACGCUUUCCUACUGCGAUUCUUGCGCGGCAGGCACUUCAAAAUUAACGCCUCACAUCGAUUGUUGGUCAACUACUACAAUUUUAAACUGGAGAAUCCAGCAUUUUUUAAGGAUGUCAAUUUGUCACAUUUGCAGCGGAUGGGCGAUGAAGAUAUUAUUACUGUGCCACCAUACAGGGACCAAACAGGCAGAAGGAUACUGUUGUAUCGAAUGGGAAACUGGGACCCAAAGAAAUACUCCACGGACCAAUUAUUCCAAGCAACAAUGGCUAUACUUGAGUUAGCAAUUCUUGAGCAACGCGCUCAAAUCUUAGGUGGUAUCGCGAUGUUUGAUUUGGGUAAUCUGUCAAUGCAACAAGCCUGGUACAUCACUCCAAGUAUGGCCUCCAAAAUUGUACAAAUUAUGGUUACAAGUUUCCCGAUGAAAAUACAAGCCAUACAUAUAGUAAAUCAAUCCUGGGUAUUCGACAUGGCGUACAACGUGUUCAAGCCAUUCCUAGACGAGAAAAUGAAAGCACGAAUCUUCUUCCACGGUGAAAAUUACGCAUCCUUGCAUGAACACAUUGAUCCGAAACAUUUACCCGAGAAAUAUGGCGGUGCUCAUCCAGAUUACAACUACAACGAUUGGAUCACCUUCUUCCGAAAUACGGCCAAAAUUCGCGAAGAGUUAGAAUCAUUAGGUUAUAAAGAUGACGAAACAAAUGUAACACCAGCAGAAUAGAAUUCAAAUAAUGAUGCUGGUUGUGAAUUUAAAUUUGUGUUUGCAUAAUUAUUGAAUAUUGAAUGCAAACAUUCGUUUUUAAAACAUUUAUCGUAUUUUUACAACGACACCAUUUCGUAUUGUAGAAUAGUAUACACAUGGGUUUUGUAUUUGUGCGAGGAUAUGAAUAAUGUGAUGAGAUAAGAAAUUAAUAAAUUUGCAAUUUAUUUUUCUCGAA